AUGGCAGAGGUAGAAGCAAGAAGAGAGAGACAGCAUUUCUGGCGACGCUAUUUUGGGAGAAGCAAACCAAGACCACCAUCGCGACCACCAUCGAAACCAAGGUCGAGGUCGAGGUCGAGGUCAAGGUCAAGGUCAAAAUCGAAGUCAAAGGCAAGUGAUCAGAAGUUUGAGUCUCAAGAUUAUAAAUAUCACACAAUUAGGAGAUGGAAAAACAAGAAGGUGCCUGAUCCCCCAAGGAGCAUCGCGAGAAGAACUGGAUCGAGUCCAAUACGCCAAGAUGCGUCAUUCGAUUCGGUCUGCAUCACACCAGUUACUUAUGGAACAGCAAGUCCACCUGGGAUUCCUGUUCUAUUUGAAGGCUCUAUCAGAAACAGACCUUGUCAUCAGUGUUCAGAGGACCUUCACCUUGACGGCUGUGAAUGUCCAAGUCAAGUGCAGUUCCGUCAAUUCAGAGAGACCAUCAGAUCAGAAAGGUUCAUCAGUGACGGAAAAGAUAUCAGCCAGGAUCUGUCAUUUGGAUUAGGCCAUCAUCGACAUGACAGUGGAAUUAGUAUAUGUUCCACUACAACAGAUGAAUACACCGAUAUCGACACCGAUUCAGGCAGUGAAAGAGUGCCAGAUGAAGAUAACUUAGGGUCAGAAUUGGAACUGGACGACGGGAAUCCAGAUAUAACAGAUAUAUCACUGGUUUCGUUUGGAAGAUCUGACUGGGAAGGAAACAGCAUGAUUAAAAGACUCGAGCUUUCAGUUUUAUCCCUGCUGGGAAUCAAUACUGCCUCUAAGAAGGAUAACCUCCAAGAGAACAGUCCACCCAGAAAUCAGUCCAAACACGAACACACUACCCUUUCCUCACGGUUUCUACAAUCCCAAGAGAGCAUCAACUCUCUGUAUGGCCAACAUGCAGAAGUAUAUAUAUAG
Messenger RNA from Vanderwaltozyma polyspora DSM 70294, 918 nucleotides. RefSeq lists its product as uncharacterized. The record is from RefSeq and is a predicted model, not a curated record. The transcript has a single exon. The coding region runs from base 1 to 918 and encodes 305 amino acids. NCBI's taxonomy places the organism in Eukaryota, Fungi, Ascomycota, Saccharomycetes, Saccharomycetales, Saccharomycetaceae.